Messenger RNA from Hemisphaericaspora subhashii, 2310 nucleotides. RefSeq lists its product as uncharacterized. Gene Ontology annotation, cellular component: cytosol. Bases 1 to 2310 code for a protein of 769 amino acids. NCBI's taxonomy places the organism in Eukaryota, Fungi, Ascomycota, Pichiomycetes, Serinales, Debaryomycetaceae. The record is from RefSeq and is a predicted model, not a curated record. The transcript has a single exon. Gene Ontology annotation, molecular function: mRNA binding.
AUGUCAUAUAUAUCCAAUCAAGAUGAUUAUCAUACAUCAUCAAGUUCAAAUACAGCCCAGUCCUUAGCAUCAAACUAUCAAGGUUCUACUACAACUAGUACAGAACAACCACCACAACUGCUGCCACAACUGCUGCCACAGCAGCAACAACAAGUACAAUCUCAAUCUCCUAUGGUUAAUCCUGGAUCUGCUCCUAAUACCCCUACAAGAACUACUACAGUCCCUAAAGCUACAAUUAACCCCAGUGCUACCACAUCAAAUACUGCAAGUCAUCAACAUCAACAGGAACAAGAAUUAUUAUCUGGUUAUACAGUGCCUAACCCUCCUGUAUCAACUCAACAAUCAAGUGUUAUAGCUGCCGCAGCUGCUGCUGCAUCCACAUCUGAAUUAGAUCAAUCUCCUACUGGUCCUAACGCUGGUGAAAUUGAAAAACCAAGGACGUUAUGGAUGGGAGAUUUAGAUCCUUGGUUAGAUGAACAAGGAAUUGUUGAUCUUUGGUGGAAUAUACUACAAAAGAAAGUUACAGUUAAAAUAAUAAGACCUAAAAUAACUAAACCUGAUCCUAAUUAUCAAGGUUUAACUAAUUCAGGAUAUUGCUUUGUAGAAUUUGAAUCUUUUGAAGAUGCUCAACAAGCCCUUUCAUUAAAUGGACAAUUAUUACCUGAUGUUGCCAUGCCAUCACAACAAAAUUUCCCAAAUAAUCCAGAUAAUCAAAAGAAAUAUUUCCGAUUGAAUUGGGCAAGUGGUGCAACAUUAACCGCUCCAAUUGUUCAAUCUCCUGAAUAUUCAUUAUUUGUUGGUGAUUUAUCAGCAUCAACUACUGAAGCUCAUUUAUUAGCAUUCUUUCAGAAAAAUUUCCCCAAUUCAAUUAAAACUGUCAGAGUUAUGACUGAUCCAAUAUCUGGAAAAUCAAGAUGUUUUGGAUUUGUUAGAUUUACUGAUGAACUGGAAAGACAAAGAGCAUUGGUUGAAAUGAAUGGGGUUUGGUUUGCAGGUAGACCAUUAAGAGUUGCAUUAGCAACUCCUAGAACUAAUACCAGAAAUAAAUAUUUAAACCCUCAACAGCAACAACAACAAGAUUAUGGUUUAGGUCUUGGAGGUCCACCUCCUGGAUCGGGUGCACCACCACCUUCUCAAGCACCUCCAAAUGUUGGACAACAAGAAAUGAUGUAUAUGUCACCCGUGCCUCCUCCAAUGCCUCCACCAAGUGGAUCAGGACAAAUGAGAAAUGCUCCUUUGUAUGGAUAUUAUGGAAAUCAACAAUCUCUAGAUAUGUUACAACAACAAGCCGAAAUGGAAGCAUAUGGUGGUGGUGGAGUUGGAGGUGGUGGAGGAAUGGGGAUGGACUUAAUGACAAGUCCUUCACAGCAAUUGUCACAACAAUUAGGUCCUGGUGGUCAAUCAAAUGCUCAACAGCCAUUUGCUGAUCCUAAUAACACCACAGUUUUUGUCGGUGGAUUAUCUUCGGAAGUCACUGAACCUACAUUAUUCACAUUAUUUAAACCGUUUGGAAUUAUUCAACAAGUGAAAAUCCCUCCCGGGAAGAAUUGUGGAUUUGUGAAAUAUUCAACUCGAGAAGAAGCUGAAGAAGCCAUUGCUGCAAUGCAAGGAUUCAUCAUCGGUGGGAAUAGAGUUAGAUUAAGUUGGGGACGAGUUUCAGCCGCUAAUAAGAAAUUCCAACAACAACAACAGCUGCAACAACAACAUCACCAUCAUCAACAACAACAACAGCAAGUUGCACAAAUGCAAGUCGCAGCCGCAUUAUCAAUGGGAUUAGAUCCAAAUAUGGCAGCAGCAAUGGGUGUUCCAUAUCCCCCACCACCAAUUCCUCCACAGGGAAGUGCUGGCGGUGGACCGCCCCCACCACAAAUGGGUUCAAUGCCUACUCAUCCAAUGGGUAUGCCCCAUCCUCCACCAACAUCCAUACACCAUCCAUUCCAAGACAUGUCAAAAGAUUCCGAUUCGUCCUAUGAUUCAAGAAAUACAGCAUUGUCUCCACCGUUUUAUAUCCCUCUACAUGGACAUCCACCACCACCUCCUCCUCCACAUCAUAGUGGUCCUCCUCCUCCACAUGGAAUUCAUGCUGGUCCGCCUAUGGAGUUUAUGUAUCCUCCAACUGUCCCCGAUGAAGAUUUUAUCAAUGCGAUGAGAGGGGUGAAUUUGGAUGAUAGUGAGUAUGUUGAUGAAAGUGGAAGAUAUUCGCGGUUUGAAGAGCAGGAUGAUGGGGGAAGUGGGGGAGAAGAUAAUGAUGGAGGGAAUGAUGGGUUGGAAACCCAACAAGAGAAUGGAAAUGAUGAGAAUAAGGAAUAG